This is a messenger RNA of Mesocricetus auratus (golden hamster), 249 nucleotides long. RefSeq names its product small nuclear ribonucleoprotein G-like. Lineage: Eukaryota; Metazoa; Chordata; Mammalia; Rodentia; Cricetidae. The record is from RefSeq and is a predicted model, not a curated record.
AUGAUUCUGUGCCUUCAUGCUGAGUCUGCUAAGGGGUCACCAUUGAGCAUAGCCAACCCUCCUGAAUUGAAGAACUUACCACUGAAUAUAAAUGGUGGCAGUUGCAUACAAGGAAUCCUAUGGGGCUCUGAUUCCUUUAUAAGUCUUGUGCCUGAUGAGCGUGUGGAGAUGGCAAAGGGGCAGCAGAAUAACAUGGGAAUGACCAUAAAAAGAAACAGCAUAAUCAUAUUAGAAGCCUUGUCUGUUUAG